AGCCAGUAUCAUUCAGCAUGAAAGUUGGUGCUCGCAACAAACCAGUUCCUAAUCGCUGUCAUGCUUGUUGCAGAAAAGGAGUGAACUCUGUGGCAUAAGCAGCCUUGUUUCAGAAAAGGAGUGAACUGUGGUGGGAUUUGCAGGAAUUUCUGGGGUGAGGGGCUCAAGGUGUUUGUUUAAAAAAAAUGGAAUAACAGGGAUGAAGAUAAGAAUCCUUUGCAGAACCAAGAGGAGGGGCGAGGACUCAACAGUGAAGCUGAACUGCCAGAUUCGGUGAGGUUGUGUGUGAGGUAGGCACAAGAAGAAGAUGCAGGAGAAUCCUGACAGAUGCAUCCACCUUUGAAUACUCAGGACCUUGGAUGCUAUGAAGACCUAAGUACAUGGUGAUCUCUACACCCCCUGGAACAGUCUCAGUUUGUGGACAUUGUCAUAGCUCCAUUGAGGUCUCUGCAGCUAUGAUGACUUCUGCUGGCUGAAUCUCCUCUGAAGAAUCCCAUUUGCUUUGGUUGGAGUCUUGCAACAACCAUGGACAUGAAUGCUACCUCCAGAGGGGCUGAAGGCCAGCCUGGGAGCCCCCACCAGAAACCGGAAAAUAAGCAGGAACAGCGAAUGCAGAACUCCGGCAGAGAAGGGAGAGAGGAAGUGAUGGCGAAGAAAACUUGGGCAGAUGUAAUUCAAGAAAUGAAAAAUUUCCUGUGGGAUCCAGAGAACAGAACAUGUCUGGGAAGAACAGCUAAGAGCUGGGGCUUGAUCUUAUUGUUUUACUUCAUUUUGUACUUAUGUCUGGCUGGGUUGUUCGCCUUCUGCAUGUACAUAAUGGUGCUCACGCUGAACCCCUACGCACCGACAUACAGGGAUAGAGUUGCUCCGCCAGGAGUAAUGAUUAGACCAUACAUACAUGGGUUUACCAUUGCCUUCAACGUAUCAGAGCCUAGCAGCUGGCUUCCAUAUGUGGACAGUAUGCACCGCUUCCUCGCAGAUUACAAUGACACUGUUCAAGAGGAAAAAAACAUUGAGUGCAUAGCAGGCCAGUACUUUAUUCAAGAGGGGGAUGAGAGUGAGCAGAAGAGGGCCUGCCAGUUCAAACGCUCACUUCUGCAGAAUUGUUCUGGAAUUGAGGAUCCAACGUUCGGCUACUCAAGAGGCCAGCCAUGCAUUCUGCUGAAGAUGAACCGGAUCAUAGGCUACCAGGCUGGUGCUGGGACACCGGUGAGCGUGGACUGUAGAGUGCAGAAAGGCAAUGUGAGUGAUCUCAAAUCAGUGGACUUCUAUCCAGAAAGUAGAACAUUUGAUCUCAUGUACUAUCCCUACUAUGGAAAGCACACUCAUGUCAACUACACAUCCCCACUGGUGGCUAUACACUUUACAGAUGUGAAGAAGAAUUACUUUGUCCCCAUUCAGUGCAAACUGAAUGGGAAAGGCAUUGUGAAUGAUGUUCACAACGACCGCUUCCUGGGGCGCAUCAUCUUCGCAUUCAACAUUGGCAUGUAGCCAGUUGAAAUGUUCACUGGGCACUUUGUUUAUGGCAAACAUGUUUUUUCUCUUUUUAAAAAGAAUAACAGCAGAACGCAGGACACUUCUGUUAAAAACAGACAAGUUUGUUUUGGAAUUCUUUAUUUGAUUUUUUUUUUUUUUGUUUUUAAUUUUUUUAUUGCUAAUGAAAAUUUGCCAUGCAAUAUUCAAACAGAUAAACUACAUUUUCUAAAUGUAAAGGCCUGACCUAAACCAUUUUAGCAGUAAAAAUACAAAUCUGGUAACCAUAGGCAGAGCCCCUGCUCAAAUAAGGUCCAUUUUGAUCUUAACUACUUUUUGGAUAUUUUAACAUUCUUUUCCUAGGAUUGUGACUUUAUUUUUCUUUAUAGUUUUAAGCAUAUUUCUCAUAAGAAACAAACAAGCUGAUAAUUAAUCAAUACUGCAGGGUACUCCAUGCUCCCAUUUGAAAAAAGAAAUGUAAAGACAACCUUGGAUUACAUGUGUAAAAACAAUAAU
Gavialis gangeticus (Gharial) is the source of this 1989-nucleotide messenger RNA. It is a transcript of the gene ATP1B4, whose product is annotated as ATPase Na+/K+ transporting family member beta 4. Gene Ontology annotation, cellular component: nuclear inner membrane; sodium:potassium-exchanging ATPase complex. NCBI's taxonomy places the organism in Eukaryota, Metazoa, Chordata, Crocodylia, Gavialidae. Gene Ontology annotation, biological process: regulation of DNA-templated transcription; potassium ion transport; sodium ion transport. The record is from RefSeq and is a predicted model, not a curated record. The transcript has 9 exons. Bases 526 to 1491 code for a protein of 321 amino acids.